Messenger RNA from Symbiodinium pilosum, 1848 nucleotides. NCBI's taxonomy places the organism in Eukaryota, Dinophyceae, Suessiales, Symbiodiniaceae. The record is from the annotation of a GenBank genome assembly.
AUGGAACAAGUUAAAGCCAGCAGAGAGAUGGCUGAUGCAGAGCCGGGAACGCCUAGAUCACCUGGCGAGCCUGAGUAUACUUCACAAGCAUUCCGUGCAUUGCUGACAGAGCUUGAGGCCUUGCACUUGGAAGAGACCAGAAAGCUUCGAGCUGAAGUUUCGGCUUUGUGCAGAAUCAAUGCCCUGCAGCCUUUUCCUCGCAUGUCGCCGCCGGUUUAUCCCAUCCAGCGACAGGACUCUCGUGCCGUGCUCGAGAUGCCGGGAGGUCUUGUCAGGGAGUCUUGCACCAUGGUUGACAACGACGAAGAGAAGCCUGGCCAGGAGGCGAAGCAAGAAGACGCGGCAGUUCCAGACGAGAAGCGGCGCAACUCACACACUUCCCACACUAGCUCACAGCCCAGGCAGGAAGCCAAGCUCAAGAAGGGAUUUUCGGCCGCAAGCUUCGCCAACUCGUUACUGUCUCUUGCAUCUCUUCACUCGAGCCAGAAGGCCUUAGAACUGGGCGAAGACUCCGAGCUAGUGGAGGUGAGGACCAGGGAGGAAGACAAGGCUUUCUAUGAGCGCUUCUCCAAUGUCUUUAUGGGAAACUCCUUUGAGAUGGGGAUUGCCGUGUUGCUUUUGUUCAACCUCCUUCUUAUGGCUGCGCAGCUGCAGUAUCACGGUUUACAUAUUGGCUACACGAUCAAGUAUCCUUCGUACCUUCAACCUGCACACGUUUACUGGCCGAAUGUGGAGACGUUCUUCUGGGUCGGGGAUGUGACCUUUGCGGUGAUUUUCACAUUAGAGAUGUUGAUCCGCCUCUUCUGGAUACGCUGGUUUGCUUUCUUCAAGCACUGGCUCAAUUGGAUAGAUUUUAUUGUUGUUUGUAGCUCAUGGGCUGAGCUAUUCGCAGCCGCACUGCCGAUCAGUCCUACGUUUUUGCGCAUGCUGCGCUUGGGGAAGCUCCUGAGAGCCCUGCGCGUUGUGAAGAUGUCGCAGGUCCUUGAAUCCCUGCAGCUACUGCUGAAAUGCAUUGCGGCUAGUGUUCGCAUCCUCUUUUGGUCCUUGGUCCUCCUGAUGCUUAUCCAAUGCAGCGCUGGGAUGACAAUUUCGUACAUGGUCAGUGAGUUCAUGGUUGAUCCUGAUGUGGAUGAGGUGAAAAAGUUUGAGGUAUUCCGGUACUACGGGACCUUCUCUAAAACGCUGCUUACGAUGUUUGAAGUGCUCUUUGCGAACUGGGCACCAGCAUGUAGAGUGCUGAUGGACAACGUCAGCGAAUGGUAUUCCACAGUGUUUAUCAUCUACCGGUGCUUCGUGGGCUUUGCAGUUCUGAACGUGGUGAACGCGGUCUUCGUGCAGAGCACAAUGAAGGUAGCUCAGGCUGAUGAUGAUUUCUUGGCUGCUGAGAAGCAGAAGGCUCAAGAUACCUACCGCCGCAGGUUGACAAACCUUUUCAAGCAAGUCGAUGCUUCUGGCGAUGGCAAAAUUGACAUAGAAGAGUUCGCGAAUCUCCUGGAGAAUCCUCGACUUCAGGUUUGGCUUGGGCAGCUUGAGAUUGAGACCACAGAUCUUGUGGGCCUCUUUCAAAUGUUGGAUGAUGGUGACGGUGAGAUUUCGUUAGAGGAGUUUGAGGGUGGUAUCAUGCGCAUGAAAGGGUAUGCGCGCAGCUUCGACCUCAACAAGAUUGAUCGUCAGAUGCAGAAGAUGCAUGCAAAGGUCGACUUGCUCCUGGGGUCCUCCAACAUCAAUGGAGCAAACGUUAAGCUCCCCAAAAAGGUGGAGCAAGUGAAGCGGGACAACCAGUACUACAAAGCUGUGAACCGCGAGCUGAAGAAGAGAUUGCGCUCACUGCUCGAACAGCGCUGGGAG